ACAAUAAUUUAAUGCACAAAAAUAAUAAUAAAUAUUAUUUUUAUUGUGUUAAAAUUGAUUAUGCAAAAUGUGAAUGAGGCUGUUGGAUAGUGUGUGCAGGACUUCCAAUCAAAUUAAAAAACAGGAAAGAAAUUAGUUAAAUGCAUUAAGAAAAAAAAUAAAGAAAGGAAGAGAGCAUUAAGAACAUGAAUGAAAAUACAGAAAAAGAAGCAAAUAAGAAGAGAUGGAGAUUAAAUAGAUCAAUAGUAAAAAGGAUAUAAAGUAGAGAUAAUGCAAAAUAUGAAUGCAGAAGAGAAAUAGAGAAGACAUUGACAGCAAAUAGGGAAGGAAGGAUUAGAGGAGAUGGACAGUGAGGAAGAGAAAGAAAAAGAGAAAGGAAGAAUUUAGGGAAGAGAGAAGGAAAACAAAAGGAAGGAAAAGUGAUUAAGAAAAUAAAAGGAAUAAAACUCCACAUUGACAGUGAUUAUCUAAGAAAAACAAAAAAAAAUUGUUUUUCAAAAUAUGUCUCUGAAGAAUUGAAUGCACAAUGACUUAACAACCCCGGUAUUCCCACAUUUGUAAAUUGUUUUCAAAUAGUACUCAAAUCUUGACCUGGAUAAUGUGUAUUGAACUUUACAGCAGUUCAACAUUACUGUAAGUCACGCUUGAUUGCACACACAAAGAAACAAGCACAAGCCUAUACCAGGUCACAUGACUAAAGUAAACCUGGGAAAAACCCACACAUUCCACUGAGACACUUUGUAUGUGCUGUGUGUGGUUAAACUAAAGGAAUAAGUGAGAAUAAAUCUCGCAGCAUUAAAUCAGCAGCUGUUCAUGACAACAUGGCAUUUAGUACAGCUGAUGCAAAUUUCAGAAGUCUUAUGUUGACAGUGUCAAAUUGGUUUGAUGGUUAUAGUGAUGGAGUAACACAACAAUUUGGUCUGCAACAGUUAAUUAAAGAAAAACAUCCAUCAUUCCAAAUACCAGAAGAUAUCAGGAACAUUGUUAUAACAGAAUUUACGCAGCAUAGGCAAAGACUUAUAAAUCUGGGAAUGGUAAUGACUCCAGAUGAAGUAGAACAGAUUGGUGUACUGUAUAACAUUGCAAAGAAACAUGCAGCAGAUAGAUGGAGUUUCAUAAUGGCUCUAGAGCAGAGUAUGAUAAUCUGUGAAGGAAAGAUGGAGGCAUUCAUUAAAACAUUGAAGGAAAAUGGCUUCCCAAAGGCAGUAGAAGUUCUAACAGAAGGUACUAUUAAUUUUAAGAUCAAUUUAUAA
Messenger RNA from Anneissia japonica, 1253 nucleotides. RefSeq lists its product as uncharacterized. NCBI's taxonomy places the organism in Eukaryota, Metazoa, Echinodermata, Crinoidea, Comatulida, Comatulidae. Bases 822 to 1253 code for a protein of 143 amino acids. The transcript is spliced from 4 exons. The record is from RefSeq and is a predicted model, not a curated record.